AUGCGGAGCCCCGGACCCUCGCCCCCUGGGAACCCUGGGAAGAGAUGUGCCACCUGCAGCUGCGACUGCAGGGAGCGAGCCAAGAGAGCGCGCCGAGACCCAGGAUCAGGGGUCCUGGAGAGCGGUCGCAAGGAUCAGGGAUUUGGGCAGUGGUCCAGGAGACGUCACUUUGGAUGCGUCCCGUGCCCCGCAGGAAGGGGACACCUGGGAUCCCCAGGUCUCGGAGGAGGGGCUCUGGGGAGCGUGGAUCCCAGUGACGCCCAUCACGAUGCGAGAGGACCUGAAAGAAGGACGUUGGUCAGGGGAGAUCCGGGCUGGUCCCCCAGGUCCCACUUUUCGAACUUCGGAUGCGAAGCCUUGGGAAGAGGGCCUCUUGAGAGUGCUUGCGAUGAGUCUCCAAGGUACCUUGACCCAGGAUCAAGAGGAAGGACAAAGGAAACUGGGGGUUCGGGCGUCGGGUUCCUCGACCAUGCUGCUGAAAGCCCCUCGGGACUCCCUGGUCCAGGACCGGGAGGGGAACCCCUGGACUUUGAGGAGUUCGCCCUGGAAGAGGUUCCGGGAAGGGACCAGGAUGUCACUCUCGAAGCCUCCACCUUCAAUUUUAAAACCCACCCCGAGAUAUGGAAAUAUGAACCUGGGCAGCUCGACCUGGGGGAUUUCGUUAAAUCCUGUAGAUCGGGCUUGGGCACUAAGGGCAGGUGCCUGGCGGCGGUGGUCCUCUUCCUGGGGCUGGUCUGCGGCCACUGGGGCACCGGAAAUGCCGACGCCUUCGCCGGGGGCCAGAAGUACAGCACCAGGGUCGUACAGACAAGGUACGGCAUCUUGCGAGGGAUCGUCGCCAGGACCACCACCGUUGAAGCCUACCUUGGGGUGCCCUACGCGACGCCUCCCCUCGGCGCCCUUAGGUACAUGCCUCCUGUCACUCCCACCCCGUGGAAGGGUACCAAGGUCGCCGACGCCCUGCCUCCCGCCUGCCCCCAGAGGACCCCCAACAUCGACGUCACUCUUCCUCGCCGCCGGAGAGCCUACUUGCAGAGAGUUGCUCCUCUGCUGGUUAACCAGAGCGAAGACUGCCUUUACCUCAACCUCUACGUACCUAGACCUCCUCAUGGUAGUUUCCCCGACCUGUUGCCGGCCCUGCUGCUCGUCCACGGGGACUCCUACUCCUGGGGAGCAGGGAAUUCCCUGGAUGGAACGGCCCUGGCAGCCCAUGGUCGUCUGAUCGUCGUUUCCAUCAAUUUCCGCCUCGGGGUUUUGGGCUUCCUGAAGACCGGCUCCAAGGGGAGUGCACAGGGGAAUUACGGACUCAUGGACCUGGUGGCCGGUCUCCAUUGGCUCAGGGAAAACGUCAAGGCCUUCGGCGGAGACCCGGAAAGACUCGCUCUUCUGGGCCAUGGCACCGGCGCGGCGCUCGUCAACUUCCUCGCCGUGUCGCCCAUGUCUAAAGAGCUGGUGGAACGAGUGGUCCUCCUAGGGGGUUCGGCCCUUUCCCCAUGGGCGAUUCAAAGGGACCCCCUGACGGUGAAGAGGAGGGUGGCCGAGCAGACGGGAUGUCCCGCGGACGUCGAGGUGGACGACAUCGCCCCGUGCCUUCGUCUUCGCACCCUGGAGGAGCUCCUCGAGGUCCAGCUGGACCCUCCCCGGUUCACCUCCGGGUUCGCGCCCUUUGUCGACGGUGCGGUCCUGCCGUCCUCGGGCCUCCAGACCUUCCAACCUACUGCCUCUUCCUCGGGAUUGAUGCCGAUCGUGCCUGGUCCUGGAGCGGAAUUCGCCAGCUUCGGGGAUCGAGACCUCCUUAUGGGGUUGACGAGCAGCGAAGCCUGGCUGGACUUCACCGAAGAUGACCUCGAGAACGGUUUGAACGAGACCAGGAGGGACCGCAUCCUGCGCACCUACGUCCGGAAUACGUACAGGUACCAUCUGCACGAGAUCUACUCGACCCUGAGGAACGAGUACACGGACUGGGAGAGAGGCGAGCAGAGUCCUGCGAUCAUCUGCGAGGGGCUCCUCUCGCUGCUAGGGGACGGCCAGGUGGCGGCGCCGCUGCUGAGGUUGGCGUUACUCCACUCUGCCAGCGGGGGCAGGGGGUACUUCCUGCACUUCCAGCCUGGGGAUAGGGCCAGCUUGAGGGGGGAGGAAGUGCCCUACCUCCUGGGGACCCCCCUGCUCCAUGGGGAACCCACGGCCUCGGCGGCGUCCUCUGUCAGCAACUACUCCGUGGAGGACGAGGGACUCUCCAGGUUGCUGGUGCACUACCUGGCCAACUUCGUGCGCAGAGGGGACCCGAACGGAGCAUCACCCCAGAAGUCGCCAGAAAAUCUGCCCUCGAGUCCCCCAUUUUGGGAUUCCUAUGACUCGAUUAAUCAGCUGUACCUUGAGGCAGGUCGGGAGACAGCGAUGCGAUCCCAUUAUCGUGGCCACAAGAUGUCGUUGUGGUUAAACCUGCUGCCGCAGCUGCACCGACCGGGGUACGAGGUGAGCAUGCGCCAUCACCACCUGGUGGAGAGUCCCAGUUUGUACGAGGGGGCGGUUCGCCCCCAGAGCAUGGCCCUUCCCCUGCCGGCACCCCCGUUGCCAGCCCCAUCACCCACGGAGCCAUCUUCCAUGUCGAGCAUGGUGCCAACGACCGAGUGCACUCCGAACGGCACCACCACAACGAUGCCCACGUCUCCCAGGACCCAGCACCCCAAUCUGGGUCCAGGACCGAACAACUUGCUGCGAAAGCUAGCCUCCAGCCACUACCAGAGCUACACCACGGCCCUGACCGUCACCAUCGCCGUUGGGAUCUUUCUGCUGCUGCUCAACAUCCUCAUCUUCGCCAGGAUCUACCACCAGCGAGAUAAGAACGCGGGGGCGGCAGGGUUUGGCGACAAGAAGAAGGAAGAGCUGCUGGAAGCAGGGUGUUCGGGGUUGGAUCCAUCGGCAGGAAAGCAGAGGCUUGCUUUGGGGCUGGUGGACUCGCCUCCUUCGAGUCCUCCUGCCCAUAAGGCCAAGCUGGUGCAGGAGUUGGAGCUGCAGCUGCAGGAGUUCCAGUGUUCACCACCACCUGGGGGUGGGAAGCGUCUUUCGGAGCCCCCGUCUUAUAGCAGGAGUCCUUGUGCCCCCAGGCCACCUUCGCCUUGUAUGGAUGCUACCGCGAAUCAGGAUGACGAUGAUGAAGAUGACGAUGAACUUCCGGAACCGCCGCCUCCGCCCAAGGCCCCAGCUCCUAAUGUUGGCCUGGCGUGUCCUGGGAUCCUGAGACAGCCUGGGACUCCAGGCAGUGCCAAGAAGAGGGUCCAGAUUCAGGAGAUCUCUGUUUAGGAUGCUGAAAAUUUCCGUGGACUUCUCUUUAAGAUCCUUUGAUGGUCCCCUUCAUUCUGGAAUCCGAAGACUUGGUCAGGAUCUCUUCGGAUGGAUUUUGAAAACUAGGACGUGGGGCUCCGGGCAGGGUGGGGCAACGACUGGAACUGCAUCUGCAGAAAUUCUUUUUCUGGAACUGGUUCUUGGUCUUCUGAAACUCUUCGAUCAUAUCGAUUAAGCGAAGAAGGACCGGUGACUGUGGGUUUGGACCAAUAUCGGUGUUGGCGGAGAAAAUAAGUUCAGUUUCGCGAUGUCCUUGCUCAGGACUCUAACACUUAAAUUCCUGGAUGUGUUGUGGCUCACCUAUGACUUUGUCUAGUUGGGAUUUGGAAGAGUUGGACGUCGAGUCUUCGAGUUUAGUGUUGAUGUUUAAGGUCUGUUACAAGUUAAUAAGCGAAUUGAAGUUCUGAUUAACAAUACUCCUUAACAUCAUCCUCAGUGACGCUUUCACACAUUCCCAAAAAAUACUAAUUUCGUCAAAGUUAGUUCCGUUUAGAACAUUCCUUUUCCAAAAAAAAAAUACUCACCGAAACAAUGUGCGGGAAUUUUUGCGACGCUUUCUCUUCCGAAUCCCAGAAAAGAGUCAAAAACUAAUAAAUUAACCCCCUAUAGUGAAAGUGUUAACCCGAAACCAAGAUGGCGGCCGAAGAAGCCUCUUCGAAAGGCGACGCGAGUUCAGUUGAGGCGUAAUAUUUUUCGAAAUGGGAUUUCGAGGAGUCGUUUUCGGGAUCCUGGGGGUAAAAUGGACUCCCGAGAGUGCAGGGGUUCCCUAGGGACAUUCCUGGAAAUCCCUAAAAAUCCCGGGGACGCAGACAAACGAGAUACGUAACGGAACGCACAACGCGCGCGAGCCGGCGCGCAUAUCAACUGCCUAACCUAACCUAAACCGAGGAGGUCGACGAAUAAUAAUUACCAUAAGCGCCGGAAGUGUAAAUCCCGCAGAGUGGUGCCACCUGUAAUUAAGCCUAACCGCAUAACUAGCCUAGACGUGAAUUACUUUCGCAAGGACGGCCUGGUCGCACUUUGACGAGGAAAGGGCAACCCUUUCGCAAAAAACGCGAAGCGGAGGCCAGAGCUUCAUCGAAGUUGCUUCCUGGAGGUUACCAGAAGAGCACCGGCCAUCUUGGGGGAUCAUUUUCCCCGGAAAUAAUGGAUUUGAAUAAUUAAUUAAGCGCCCCUUGGGGGGUCCGGAAUGCGCGAAGACGCCCGGCGCAGCUGCGGUCCGCGGAUGUCUAUCGAUGUUUCGAAUG
Orussus abietinus is the source of this 4592-nucleotide messenger RNA. RefSeq names its product neuroligin-1. The record is from RefSeq and is a predicted model, not a curated record. Gene Ontology annotation, biological process: presynaptic membrane assembly; synaptic vesicle endocytosis; neuron cell-cell adhesion. Bases 1 to 3303 code for a protein of 1100 amino acids. The transcript is spliced from 7 exons. Gene Ontology annotation, molecular function: signaling receptor activity; neurexin family protein binding. Gene Ontology annotation, cellular component: synapse; cell surface; postsynaptic membrane. Lineage: Eukaryota; Metazoa; Arthropoda; Insecta; Hymenoptera; Orussidae.